UCCGUCGAUUACAGAAGCUGGUCAUCCUUUGCAUGCUGUAUCUGAGUCUGAUAUUUAUAUGCAUUACAUACUUCACGUCCGAAGAUCUGUCCAUGCAGCAGCAGCAACACCAGCUUCCCUGUACGUCCCCAUCAACACAACCAGCGGCCUACAGGCUUACCAGAAACGCUGGGUGGGAUUUCCAGAACUCAGCCAUGUUCAGUGCACCCCCCUGUUCCGCAAGUCGACCAGAAAUCAUCAAGACUGCCCCCAGUUUCUGGAGAAGUAUGGAUUCAACCGGUAUACGCCAGUCACGGAUGAGGAGAUUCAGUUCCCACUAGCAUACAUCAUACUCUUUCACAAGGACCUUCAUCAGGUUCUGUUUCUGCUAAGAGCCAUCUACAGGCGGCACAAUGUUUACUGUCUAACUGUGGAUCUGGACACGGGACCGGCUUUCAUCAACGCAGUCAGGAGCGUAGCUUUGGAGUCGAUCGUUUACGCGGGUUUCAGCAGGUUUCUGGCAGACAUCAACUGUAUGCAGGAUUUGAUCGCACACCCUGUGGGGUGGAAGUACCUGCAUAACCUGCCUGGGCAACAGUUUCCUCUGAGAUUGUCAAACAUUUUGAAAAUCUACAAUGGGUGCCAACGACAUCCUUGGGUGCCAGGAAGAAGAAGUCACUACCCUCGGCGUUAUAAAAAACAAGCAUC
Molecule: messenger RNA, 687 nt
Organism: Candidula unifasciata
Lineage: Eukaryota; Metazoa; Mollusca; Gastropoda; Stylommatophora; Geomitridae
Source: the annotation of a GenBank genome assembly